This is a messenger RNA of Nomia melanderi (Alkali bee), 2991 nucleotides long. RefSeq lists its product as uncharacterized. The record is from RefSeq and is a predicted model, not a curated record. Lineage: Eukaryota; Metazoa; Arthropoda; Insecta; Hymenoptera; Halictidae.
UCGGUCAGUGCGUAACUGGCGGCUGUCGGUGCGGUGUGCGGGUUUCUCAGUGGGUUGCCAGCGGUCGCCCUGGGCACCACCUGCACGGAUGGAGCCAACCCGUGUACCCAGGGCCCCUGGUCCACGUCUCGUUUUCCUCGUCGGCACGCUGGCUCUGACUUUCGCAGCGACUGGCCUGAUGUGCGGAGCAAUCAUGUCGGACCAUUGGGAGGAGGUCAGCUGGGAUAAGACGACUCUGACCCUAGCGAACGUGACUCUCACGUGGUACUUGGACGGGCAGGUGGCGAUGGUGGACCAGACGCACAGGAACCAUCAUCCUGGAAGACGACCGACCUUCCUCGUCCCCAUGUACGGCGGGAUUUGGAUCAUGUGCGUGUCCCUAACGGAGGACGAAAUACGACUACUGGGUCAGGUAGGUUUCCCGCAAGAGAGGUGCAUUAACUACUUGACGCCCGACGAAGCUCACGAGGAGAUCCGUGCCGCCUGGCAAAACCGGAUGCAGAAUUUGAGUAUCUCCUGUUCCCUAGUUUGCCUGAUUAUCCUGGGCACCGCGGUUCUCAUUGGAUUUUUUGGAUUGUGCAGGCAUCAAAUAUCCGCGGUACUCGUCACGGGCGUGAUGUACCUUCUGGCGGCCACGUUCGCACUGUUCACCCUGACGAUAAUUCAUUUCAAGAGGGCCCAGGACCGCGGUGGGAGAAUACUGGAUGGGCCGGAGGAUGGAGUGAUCGGUGGACCGGCUCCGCGCAAUCUCCUGAAGGCGAGACGUUUCAGCAGCUCGUGGAGCAUGGACUUCGGAUGGGGCGGGGUCACGCUCUGCACCCUUGCCUCGGUGGCGUGGAUAUUGCUCAGCAAGAUAAUGCGUUUCAGCCCCAUCGCAGCUAUGAUAGCGUAGCAGUGGGAGGCCUUCGAGGUCUAAAGGUCGUUUCCAAGAGUAACGAUAGUGUGUUUCGAUGUCGACGACCCUCUCGAUGCGCUUUAACCGCGGAAGAGGACGCGAGAAACGUUUUCACGGACGGGAAAUGGGUCACCGACUGUUUGUUCUAGAUUUAACGCGGAUCAGCCGGGCGAUCACGGGGGAAAUUUUUCUGAUUGCCGGCAGGUGAUCGAUCACGCUCGGAGACUGCGGAAAAAAAACGGGGACCUGACGAAAGGGGCUGAAUAAUCGUAGUUAAUUAUAGCAGGUGAACGGUGAAAGUUUAGGCGUAACCCUCUGGGAACUGUGUCUCCGGUGCUCCAGGAAAGUAGCGUGAAAAUAGGGUCAGGCAUUGAAACAAAUUUUGAGAGUAUUUUUUCAGAAUCGAAAUCACUACUGAAACCGACCACCUCGAAGGCGUGAGAGCACGCGUAUCCGCGCACACCGGCAGGUGAUGCGCGUUAAGUAUUUUAUUUGUCGACCUUUACCGAACACCUACCUGGGGAGGCUCGUGUAAGGCACGGCAAGUAACGAGUACAAUUUUUGUCCAUCACUCUGAAUGCAAUGUUUUGUACGAUUUACCAAGUAAUACAUAGUCUCCGACACGGGAAACAUAAACGGUUGAGUAAAGAGCCAUACGAGGAGGAGGAUCGCUUGAGGAGGAUUCCGUGUAGACAGAUUUUUCGGGUACUAGAUUCUCGCAAUUUUGAGUCGGUCGUGUAGCUACAGUUUUCUUUUCUUUUUGUCUACUGUUGCGUUUUCAAGCUCGACUCCGAUGAUCGUCCUUCCAUAUGGAUCUUUACUACAAAAGUAAAAUUAUAUACAGAUGCAUGAUUACGAGACAGUGAGUAGGAGAAAAAAAAAAAGAAUUGUGGACUGAAGAAGCGUUAUGUUAAGAUACCUAGAACAGUGCAGAACAGUGUACGUUUACCUCAGUUUUGGUUUGCACUUGGAUUAGUCAAUUAAUGUGAAACCGUAUAGUCUGUCUAUUUAGACACACGUUUUUACCAAUCUCCCGCGACAUAUUUUUUUAUAAAGUUGCAACAGAUAUCUUGUUAAGUUCCCACAAGAACACACUGGUUUGAGCAUCGAGCUAUUUUCACACAGUUUAUAGAAGCCGAUGGGAUAUUUGUUGAAAUUUUGCUUGAGAAGUUUCAAUACAGAGCAUAAUACGAUAUAGUUGCCUAUAGUGUAAUUCGAUCGCCUUAUAAUUAGAGAGAUAAGCAUGUUUGUAACACGCAUAGUAUAGCGUUAAACUUGUUCGAGCCAAUAUAAGCAACGAUAAGCGUGUCUGCAAGAAAAAUUUAGCUUUUGCUACGACUUGUUACAGCAAAAAAAAGAGGACUUAUGCCAACAAAAAAAUAUAUCAUGUACGAAGGAUUGUGAAUUGCAAUUCGUCCAUUAAGAUUUAAGGAGAACAGAGAUGCUCCCGUUGGGAGUGUCCACUAUGCCCAGAGCACGAGUUUUGUUGGUUCAAUAGGACAGCAAAAAACAAGAAAAAAAAGUAUGUAUGCACUCUCAAAACUUUGCUCUGGGUGUUUAUUUAAACGAAACGCAUUUUUCUGAUAAUAUUUUCUUGUCAUAUUUUUUACCUGACCCUUGUUAUUUGUUAUAUCAGAAUUAAUGUAUCAUAAAUGCAAUAUAAAGAAUAAGCUACAUAUAAAUAACACUGAUACCCUUGACUUUUCACUUCUCCUGUAUGCAAUCGUACAAACAUUAUAAUGUAGGAUGACUGGAUGCUUUAAUUUAUCUUGUUUGCAAAACUACUAUAUCUGAAAGCAAGCUUUUUACAGAACAAUCACUUAUGCAAAAACCUUGAAAAUUGCUGCAACAGAAUGGUAGCAUAUAUAGCACGGAUUUAUCGUUUUGUUUCAAGAAUAACCCGAGUCCCGAGUUAUAUUGCUAAUGUUUUGGUCAUUCUACAAAAAUAGUUCUUGACAUACAAAAUGGCUCGGUCUUCGAUCUGAUUCACGUUUAUACAGAAUUCCCCUCGCAUUCUAAAUAUACUGAACCGUGAAAAUAAAAUGGUGAAACGAAACGGACUUUAUCGUGAAUAAUUUAAUGAAACCCCGACAGAA